AUGGAACGCACCACACUCCUCUCCAAACAUGGCAUGAGACUUUUCGCAUUCGGAUGGAUACUGACUACAAUUACGAAUUUCCCCGCUGCCUUCACUCACACUUCCGUCAACUCUGCAGUUCUAAAAAUGAACGAAUACCUGAACGAGUCAUUUACGGAUCGCUAUCGACCACUGGAUCAUUACGAGGUCUCUCUAAUCAAGUCUGGCAUAAACAGCAUUUGGUAUGUCGGACAAGUGUUCGGGGCUUUGAUGAGCCCUUAUGUUUGCGACAAUUGGGGAAGAAAACCGGCCUACAUUAUCUCAGUGGUGAUGAUGACAGCAGCGUGUGGAAUGCAGAUGAUUGCGUCUCUCACGCCCUUUCCAGAGAUUUUGAUAGUCGGCCGUCUAAUCACCGCCGUUUUUUCACCACUCAGCGAUGCAGCUCUCAUACUCUAUCUUCAGGAAAUUUCACCGUGCAGCCUCAGGGGUACGAUGUCGUCCCUAUUCUCGACGGGAUACUCAGUAAUGUGCCUCUUUGGCAUGCUUCUCGGUCAUGAAGAUGUGCUCGGCCAUUCACUUACUGUACUUCUUUUCGUGCCCGUCAUUCCCGGAGUGAUCUCAACCGUAGUUCUAUUGCUUAUGCCAGAAACUCCGAAGUUUUUGAUGAUAUCACAGCACAAUGCAAAAGCAGCACUUGCUUCCCUGCGUUUCUACCAAGGAGAUAGGGAAGAUUUGCAAAACGCACUGGACAAACUGCAAAUUGAGGGCAAAAGAGCUGAUGUGGAAGAUGGUGAAACUAAUGGAAGCAUUAAGGCAAUUAUCACCACACCUCAUCUUCGCAAAGCCUUUACCAUCUCGGUGGCUGUUCUUGUGCUCACACUCCCAUUUUAUCCUAUUCUUCAGAAUAGCACAUUCUUCUUUACUCAUCUAAAUGUUCAAAGCAACUUAGCUCAACUCUCAUCAUCUCUCCUUAUGGUCCUUCUUACAUUUGCCUGCGUCACAUCAACCUGCGUCGUUGAUAGAUUCCCAAGGAGAUUCAUGCUCCUGACAGCAGGGACAAUAUGUAUGUUUGCACUGUCUGCAUUUGUCAUGGCCGCAGAGUUCGGCUCUAAAUAUGCAGCAAUGACAGGAGUAUUCGUCUUUGUAUUUUCUUAUGGAGUGGGCGUCGGUCCCGUGGCAUGGUUCAUCUCUGGAGAAAUGGUCCCGUUGCAAUACAGAUCAGGAAUGUUCUGCUUGUGCUAUGCUGUUCACUCGCUUCUAGUCGUACUCACAAAUUUCGCCACGGUACCUCUCUUAGGGGCUAUUGGUGCAGUCUGCUUCGUGCCGAUCUUCAUCAUUCCCUGCUCUCUGGCCCUCACCUACGUGUAUUUUUCUUUACCCGAAACGAAUGGCAAAGACACAAUGGAUAUCGUAAAAGAAUUGAAAGGAAGUCACAGGAAAUUCGAUGUUACGAAUGCCUAA
Messenger RNA from Cylicocyclus nassatus, 1440 nucleotides. NCBI's taxonomy places the organism in Eukaryota, Metazoa, Nematoda, Chromadorea, Rhabditida, Strongylidae. The record is from the annotation of a GenBank genome assembly.